Seminavis robusta is the source of this 1443-nucleotide messenger RNA. Lineage: Eukaryota; Bacillariophyta; Bacillariophyceae; Naviculales; Naviculaceae. The record is from the annotation of a GenBank genome assembly.
AUGAACAUGAGAGCCCCCGAAAUGAAGUUGCCGCAAACCUUCCCAACACAGGAUGCUGAAAAGGGUGAUCGCCUCCGUUGGCGAUAUUUGGCCGUGUCCCUGUUUGGCUUUUUGUUUGUGAGUAUGGGAAUUGUCAAUGACAACCAGCUGCUUGUUCAGUAUCAAAGCCAGACUCGAAAGCUCGAAGUAGAAGAUCAAUUGUCGCAGCAUCCAACUAAGGAGAACAUCGAAGGCAAGGAAGACGACAUAGCUACUAGUUCCAGGCGCCUGUUGAAAGAGUAUCAAGCGAUAGAGCAAGAUGACAAAGAUCUCAUCAAGAAAGAUGAAUCGCUAACUCAAGGCUAUCCAAUCAAAUGCUCUCCAUGGGAGACCGACAUGGAUCCCUGGUGGCAAAUGCAUCCGGACUGGGAACCGUACAAUGAGAAUGAAACGCAUACCUGCUUUCGCCCGAUCCAACAUGAAGAGAGAGCAGCUUUCUUCCGAGAAGUGUACCAAAGCCAAUACCAUGGGAUGGACUGUUCUCAGGUGAGGACACGACACAUUACUGGAGUGGGAUAUGCUGCAGCCGUCGGUUACAUGUGCGGUGGAUUCUACAGCGCCUUUCGGCAGGGGUAUCCCUUUCAAGUGACCAAAGUUCGCGAAUCGAUGCGCUGGCUGUACGCGCCACCUUUGGAUCCAUCUCCUGGGACAAACCGCUCAUGGGCAGCUUGUCCAUCACAAGACAACUUUUGCUACUUCCUUCCCAUUUCCAAUUGCCAACGAGAGUGGGGGCGAUCGGAAGACUCCGUAAGCAGAAAGUACGCUCGACGUGAAGUACGAGACAACCCCGUCCGAGGUGAGCAAUACAUGUGGCUCAAGUCUUAUUUGACAAGACCUCGACAGGAAGUCCGGCGACGUUUGGCGGAAUUGAUACAACAAGAGGCACCAGUGUUGGAUCCUUCUACUCCUUGCGUGUGGAUCCAUGUUAGGCGUACAGACGCAAUGUCUGAAUUCAGGAAUCUUCGCAACUUUUAUGGCCUGAAUGAAUAUUUGGAACGAGGCAAUGUCUCAGCUGGGGACAACAUCUUACUACUUACCGACGACCAAACCACGAUCGAAGAGGCCCAUUUACUAUACCCUGAAUACAAGUGGAACUACUGGAAUCGAACACGCUACAGAGGUAGACAAAAGCGAAAUUCACACAUUCCUUCCGAUGACCAAGCGAGAGAGAUGUUGAUCAUCUUGGCCGAGUUGCAGUUGGCCGGCCAAUGCACUAAAGGAGUGCACGGGACGAGCAACAUGGUGGGUAUGCUUCAAGCAGCCAUGGCCUUGGAACACGGUAUGGCCAACAUUGAACUGAUAUCCAUUGAUGGAGACCUCAAAAAGGAACGUGUCCCUGCCGAAGAAUUCUUGAAAGAUCUCGAGGCCAAACUGAAGGCUGCCCGUAACGCAGUACUUGCAUGA